Molecule: messenger RNA, 3613 nt
Organism: Siniperca chuatsi (mandarin fish)
Lineage: Eukaryota; Metazoa; Chordata; Actinopteri; Centrarchiformes; Sinipercidae
Gene: marchf7
Product: membrane-associated ring finger (C3HC4) 7
Exons: 11
Coding region: 612-2996 (794 amino acids)
Molecular function (GO): zinc ion binding
Source: RefSeq, a predicted model, not a curated record
GAUACGGGUUGUCUCAAACGAACAUCAGUCAUCGUUUAAUUUAGCGCCACUGAUUAGUUAUGGUACAAUGUCAGGACUUUUUAACGCUAGCGUUCAAACAGCAAGCUAACCAGCUAACAGUUAGCUUAUAGCUAACUGAGUUGUCAGCCACAGUAGAAAACAGCUUUGCCGGAAAACAACAGCCGAACUAUUCCGUUACCUUAUGUGAACGACCACUAGGGAGGUAGUUAAUAUUUAACGACAGUUAGAUUGCAAAUGCCAAACACGCAAAACGGCGUAUUUUUCUUCAUAAUCUAGUAGAUAACCGCUAACAUUGUUUUGUAGCUAACCGAACGUUAACGUUCCUUCUGCACAUGAAAUGUGCAACGCAAUCGGGUAUCUUUGGCAAAACAACAGUUUCGACCAGGAAGCGUUAACGGAAAUAAGGUUAAUGCUAAUUCUUACAAUUUAAACGUUAUCCAACGCUCGACGGUUAGCUAGUUACUUAGCUAACUAACGUUUAAUCUUAUUUGCGAUUUGGUGGUGAGGAGACAGCUCGUAAAUUGUCAACCAGCAAAGUGUCUAAAGGCAUCAAGUAAUGUUAGAAGACGAAGCAGGCAAGGCAAUCCGUGAUGGACUCCCGGUCACGCAGACUUCCUUUUUGUCUGCCCAGCUCAAGGUCGUCCUACACAUCCAGUCCAACACUCUCCUCCUCAUCACUGGGCUCCAGCAAUUUGUACAGUAGGGAGACAGUGCUGAAUAAUGACCGCUUCCCGAGGGCAUCAUCAGCUUACAAAGCAGACCUGGACCAACCGAGUUCUCGUCUCCUGAGGUCGUCCAGAGACUACAGCAGCUCUGACAGUCGCUCCACCAGCUGGAAGUUGCCCUCUUCUCUGACAUCCUCCAGCAGAUCUUAUGAUCGCCCAUGGGCUGAAUCCUCUCUCAGCAGCAGGAGCAAACUGACUGAUUCUGAGGGGAGGUUGGGGAUGCGCUCAGUUCUGUUAAACUCCAGUGAUGAUGGUGACUCUAAAAGGGCCAAACUGUCAUACAGCAACAGAGGACUGUACUCAAAACCAGCCAGCACCUCAGUCACAGGAUCCACCUAUUCCAGUAAUGGGCUUAGCAGUGGCAGAGGUGAAAAACAAAAUGACACAUUUGAUUCAUCGUGGAGGUCAUGCCAUUUACUCUCACGGUCAUCAUCUUCCUCCUCAAAGCCGCUGUUGUCCAGGAGAGAGCUAGAGAUAAAGAACGAGCCCAGUCUCUCAGGUUUGGGAGAAAGAAGGAUUAGGACUCCUGGAUUGGCUUCCUCAUUGUAUCAGACAGACAGGGUGACCUCCACAUAUGCACAGGGAGCUCGGCCUAAAGAGACUGCCUACUCUCCUUCCUCAUCCUCCUCCUCCUCCUCCUCUUCCUCUUCCUCCACUGCUAGAGAAAGCUCCCUAAAUCACCACCUCUCAUCUUCCACCUCCCACCGGUCUUCUCCUCUGGUGCGUGACUUCAGCAACAGAACCACAGCCUGUUUCUUGAACGGCUCAUCCACCCUCCGCUCAUCUCAGGAACAAACAGGAAAUCCUAAAUCCUCCUCAGAUAUCUCCUCCUCUUACUCCUGCCACACCCCCUGGUACACCACUCCCCUGGCCAGACCAGAGGCCACGCUCCCUCCCAGGCCGGCCCCUGAGGGUGCAGAGCCAGAGGGCCGUCGCUCCACUCGACGCCUAUUGUCCCGUCUCUUUUCACGGCGCUCCAGUCAAGACUCUUCUAGUGGGUCUUCCAGUGUUCGCUCCCUUGAUGAUGAUAGUCCAUCAACUGGUGGAGAGUCUGUGGACAGUGAUGAAGGAGCCAGGAUGUUUAGUGUGGAGUCUGACACAGGAGGGCCAGAGGCAACCUUGGGUAGCCUCAGGAAUCGUAGAGCAGACCUCGCCCCUAUCCAGGAAAACAACAGCGAUGGCUAUCGUAGUGACCUGGCUCAGUCCAGAAUGGGAUUGUGGAGAGAGCCUGGUGUUGGCAGUAGUAAUAACACCAGCAGUGGAGGAGGCAGCAGCUCCUCCUGGCUUUCCUCCUCCCUCCGUGGCCGCUGCCCUUCCCUCCUCUCUCGUCUCAGAAGACAUACUAGGAACGAGAGUGCACACUCAGCUGCAGGCUUAGAAGAAGGCUACAGCCGUCCGCAGCAUUUACUGAGAAGGUGGGAUAACCUUGAGCAUAAAGCAUCACAGGAAGAUGAAGAUGAGGAUGAAGAGGAAGAGGACGAGGAGAAAGAAGAAGGAGCAGUUGGUUUAGAGGCCUUUGCCACAGGCCAUCCCUGCAGAGUCAAGGAUGAAACGUUACCUGAACUCGAAGAUGCCUCGGUUGAAUUUUCGCCACGGCGCAGAGUUGGAGUAUAUGAAAACAUUUCAGUUUCUAUGGGUCCAUUGAGUGGUGUUGAGAGCCAGCUGGAUGGCCAGAAGGAGGAGCCCGUUUCUAGUAGGGAUCAAGAGAAGCUGCGCAAGAUCAAGGAGAGACUGCUUCUGGAGGACUCUGCCGAGGAAGAAGGCGACCUGUGCCGAAUCUGCCAGAUGGUGGAGGACUCGGCGUCCAACCCCCUGAUUCAGCCUUGCCGCUGUACAGGGAGUCUGCAAUACGUCCACCAGGACUGUAUCAAGAGGUGGCUUCGCUCCAAAAUUGGCUCAGGCACAAACCUUGAGGCCAUCACAACAUGUGAACUCUGCAAGGAGAAACUGCAUUUGAACAUAGACAACUUUGACAUUCAUGAGUUAUACAGGACACAUGUCCAAUCAGAAUAUGAUGAAUUCAUCAGCAGCGGCCUCUAUCUGGUGGUGCUGCUGCACUUCUGUGAGCAGAGGUUCUCCGAUGUCCUGGGAGCAGUUGAUGCAGCUGGGUUAUUCAACCUGGUGAGAAUUCUUCAUGAACACAUGGACAAUCUUGAAAUUCCCCAUGGUGAAAGUGACGAGGAGAUCCAAGACAACAGACCAUCUAUUGAGUUUUCUGACCUGGACGACGAUCUUGAAGAGGAGUACUAAAUGAGGGUAAAAAAGUGGGUCAGAGGAUCUGAAGUUGCAGGGCUACUCCAUGCCAUAUGGUAGCUCACCCAGUUUUCACACAUGCUUUGACAUCGUCAUAUUCAUCUGAAAUGCAAGGGCAGUGAGAAAUGCCAAACGCACAGAACAUGUCUCGCCUUUGUUGCAGGUGGCUUUUGCACUUAUGCAAACUCAAAAUGAAUUAGUGUGUAAAAAUAUUUUGGUUGACACCACCGUAUUUCUUUCUAUGAGUGCACUUUCAUCAUAAUCAUAAUAAAAUAAAAAUGCAAGUCUUUUUAACUGUUAUACCACAAGUGCUUUUAAUGUUUAAAUAAAAAGGCAGAAAUUUAAAUGGCAUAGAAGGACAACAGUGACAAGUGUCAAUUUGUACUUAAGCUGUGAUGGUGAGACUGAUGCUUUUGGGAGAGAAUAUAAAAGGUGGCUGUUAUUCCUUUUGUCUGUUUUCCUCUGACUUUUCCCACUGAGAAUGUAUUUAAAAAAACAACAAAGAACUUAUCCUAUCAAUGAAUUUUCUCCAUCUUUGUGUUUGAAAUGCUUUAUGUAUGUACAAAUCUAGUUUCAUGCUUUCAAUUUCGGAAUAAAGAUUGAAUGCAAACUGC